AGUCGUUUCUUUCUCCGCCACUUCAGUACCUGCAAAAUGGGAAAACUAUGGGGUUUCCUGAUUUUAGGUUUUUUUUUCCUCCCUAAAAACAUGAUUUUUAGUAAUGCCUGUCGGGUUUUCCUAGAAGUUGGGGUACCACAAAACCAGCAAAACCCGUUGGUUUCCUGUUGAAACCACUUCAGCCAGGCCCUGGCCUCAUCCACCUACCGCGCCUCAGCGGAGAGGGCCAUGCGGGCCGUGAACGAUGCAAUCACAGCCUGUCGACAUUUGGGUAGCAAACAGCUCCGUGCGGGCGCCUUGUUCUGGCGCGCGCAGGUCCUAGGCUUCCGCGGCAGGUUGGAAGAGGCCCUGAGAGUGGUGGUUGAUGCUGAGAAGUGCUUCGAAAGCAUCCAAUCCGGCAGUGCCAUGGUGCAGUGCAAGGUCCUGGCGGCUGAUUGCCUGGCAGGUUUGAAGCAUUACGAUGAGGCCAAGGAGGUGGCGGAUCAGGCCAUCAAACAGGCCAGUGGCUUACACGAUCGCCAGGCGGAGGGGCAAGCCAAGAGCUGCCUGGAACGCAUCGAGAAAGCGGAGAAGAAGAGUAAGGAGGUGGUGGCUCCUCCCGUUCAAGCAGCCAUUGCCACCGAAGCUGCGGCGCCAGAGGCCCAGCAAGCUGCAGGCGCCGCGGCCGCCUCAGCGGCCGUGCCGGAGAAGAAGGGCCUGGAUGCCGCGCAAGCCACGAAGCGGCUCAUGGCCAUCGUCAAGGAUGUGAUUGCCGCGGACGACGAAAUCAGCGCCGACAGUCCUCUAAUGGAAGCAGGUAUGGACAGUUUGUCUUCUGUGCAGCUUGUGACGGAGGUCUCCAAGGAGUUCGCCAUGUCUCUCUCGCCCUCCUUGGUCUUCGACUUUCCCAACGUGUCGUCCAUUGUCAACCACUUGGUGGAAGAGAGUGCAGGCUGAGCGGCCACCAAAAACAAAGACAAUUCGCCGCGAUUUCAACCCACAAUGCCCG
Messenger RNA from Cladocopium goreaui, 988 nucleotides. The record is from the annotation of a GenBank genome assembly. NCBI's taxonomy places the organism in Eukaryota, Dinophyceae, Suessiales, Symbiodiniaceae.